AUGGACGGACAGAGUCCAACUGCUCAUCAGAACCUUCUGGGUUCUGUUCAGACACAAACUGAACAGCUUCCUGCUUGGAGGAUCUCCGCCAAGAACUCCCUGGAGUGCUACGCUUUCAACGCGAAGAGCUGCGUGGAGGAUGACAGGCUGAAGGACAAACUGAGUGAGGAGGACAAGAAGAAGGUGGUGGACAAGUGUAAGGAGACCAUCAGCUGGCUGGAGGACAACCAGCUGGCUGAGAAAGACGAGUACCAACACAAGCAGAAAGAGCUGGAGAACGUGUGCAGCCCCAUCAUCAGCAGCUUGUACCAGGGAGGGAGGCCCACUGGGACCUGUAGAGGGCAGGCCCCAGGAGGCCCCCAGGGGCCCACUAUUGAGGAGAUCCACUGA
Messenger RNA from Nematolebias whitei (Rio pearlfish), 390 nucleotides. RefSeq names its product heat shock 70 kDa protein 1-like. Gene Ontology annotation, molecular function: ATP binding; ATP-dependent protein folding chaperone. The record is from RefSeq and is a predicted model, not a curated record. Bases 1 to 390 code for a protein of 129 amino acids. The transcript is spliced from 2 exons. NCBI's taxonomy places the organism in Eukaryota, Metazoa, Chordata, Actinopteri, Cyprinodontiformes, Rivulidae.